ACCGACGAUAGCUGCCCACACUUGGUCUGCCCAUCUCGCCCGACAACGUCGUCUCGGACGCAUCGUCUUUACGUGCCUUUUUCUUCUUCUCUCUGUCAAAUCGAUGUCCUUAGAGAGCCCGGCGCCGUUUCCCGCUGCAUCCAUCGCAAGUCUGACAGCCCACCAGUGUCUCUUUCGAUCGCGCGCGCGCGCAUACUUGGCCAUUGUAGCACAUUGCAUAAUUAGUAUCUUACACCACCCGCGAUACAAAAUCAUACAACCUUUCAUACAACCAGUUCCGUCCUCAUACCUACCAACUCUACGCCUCGGGCUUCUCAUCAGAACAUGACAUGGACAGGAGUGCCUAGCUGACCGUUCCGACUUGACCUUUGUCGCCCCUCCCCCCACUCCUUUCUCGCGACGACGACGACGCCACCGACGACGACAGCGACGACGACGACUCUAUCGAAAAGCCGACAAACAACCCCUUUCAUCUUACACCACCCCCACUGAAACCAACACCCGGCGUUCAAGCUUAGGCUUGCGCAUAUGACCGACACCGACAAUGGACGGCACUGCCAUCGGGUCGGAAGACCACUUCGACCCUCCGUCACGCCUGUUUGAGCGCCUCCGCCAGAUCGCCGGUUACACCUGGGACGAGUCCAGGCUCCCCUUCCAUACAUCCUACGACAUCUGGCACGUAUGCGGCACCAGAUUUGUGUCGCCCUUCCCACCGUCGUCCUCUUCGUCCCACCCCGCCUCGAGCCCCGGCUCGGCCGCAAGGCUACAGUCCGGCCGACCGUCGCCCUCCGAACAUGCAAGCUCUUCGAGCCUUCACUCAGGCCUGCCCAGCGAUGCCAGCAGCGACUUCUCGGCCGCCUCGCCCCCCAUAAACCCCUCCGGCGCCGCUGAGAUAUCAUACGUAGAGGAGCCCGUGGUAGCCCGCGUCUCCUACCAUGUGCUCCGCGAAGAGAGGGCUUUUCACAUAGCCAAGAACCUGUUUGCCACGGCCGAUCCCCAAGGGCACCACAUUGUCAAGCCGCUCGACCUUAUCCGCCUCGCCCCCCACCCGGGCGACCGCGGGUCCAUCGUCGUCGCAAUAUACCAGCAUCCUGGCCAGAAUUACCUGUUCGACCUGAUGGACAUGGGGCCGGCGUUCUAUAAGGCGAGAAAGGUAGACGACCGUUAUGAGGCGUAUCGAAGGACCAAAUUCCGCCUGCAGCCCCCGAUAGACCUGCAAUACUUCCUCGACUUCGCCAUCGGUGCAAGCCAGUGUCUUGAGAUACUUCACUACGGCCAGGUAAUAACGCAUGGAGAGAUCCGCCCGGACGCCUUCCACUUCAACAUCGAGACCAACUCGGUCAAGCUGAUCAACUUCGGUACUGGGACAAGGUCGUUCGAGGGUGGCCUAUCGAGUACGUCGUGGUCGAGCUUGUCUAAGGAGCUGGGUGCGAAGAACAAGCUCCUCUACAUCAGCCCCGAGCAGACGGGGCGCAUGCCAGCGGAACCUGACAGCCGGACCGACAUUUACUCGCUGGGCGUGGUAUUCUGGACACUGCUCACGCAGCAGCCCGUGUUCGAGGGCGAGACACCACUAGACAUCGUGCAGGGCGUUCUCGGCCGGAGGAUUCCUAACCUGUCGCAGGUCCGGCUCGACAUACCCGACGUGAUCGGCCGCAUCAUACAAAAGUGCACGGCGAAGACCGUCGCAGAUCGAUACCACUCGGCUAGCGGCCUCAAGCACGACCUGCUCAAGGUGCAGCAGUUUCUGACUGACGGCGACUGGUUGGCGUUGAAGGAGUGGAAGAUCGGCGAAAAGGACAUCUCAUCCUUUUUCAUACUGCCCAGCAUGAUGAUCGGUCGGCAGAAGGAAAGGGCAGACCUCGUUAGAGUGAUCGAGCGGGUUGCCAAGAGCCACUCGAUGAAUCAAAGGUCGACAAACAACCGUUUCUCGGACGGUUCGCAACUCUCGGUCGAGCUCCCCGACUGUGGCGACCUGUCGAGCGAGGGCGCGAGCUCCGCGGAGGGCACCACCCGCCGUAGCGGCUCCUUCACGCAUACUACCUCCUCUGAUCCUAGGCAGUCGAGGGCUAGCUUUGUGCCGUCCGUCUUGUCCGACACCCAGACAAUAUCGGGUGACACCAUCGCCUCGUCCAACUCGGGGCCGUUCGGGCGCAUGACGAGACCGUGGGAGAGACAGUGGGAGAGGCACCAGUCAGUGUCCAUCGAGACGCGGAGCCUCGCCGACGGCAUCGGCACGCCCACGGAUAGCAACCGGCUCAGUGCCGUUGAGUCAUCGUCCUCGAGCCUGUCCCGCCAGCUCGGCUCGGCCAAGUUCCGGAGGCGCGGGCAUUGCGAGAUCGUCCUCGUAGAGGGGGCGGGCGGCCUCGGGAAGAGCUGCCUCUACCAGUCCGUUCUCGCCGAGGCCAGGCGAAGAGGCUACUGCGCCACGGCCAAGUUCGAUACGGCUCGCCGGACUGCUUUCGGGCCGCUGCUUAAGCUGCUGUCGUCCCUCUUCAAGCAGGUCUUUGGCGAGCGCAAUACGGACACGCAGUUUCACCAGGCCCUGAAGCAGUAUGUCCGUCCUGUGUGGCCGACGCUCCAUAAGGUUCUCGGGCUUCCCGACUUCCUCAUCGGCGCCCUCGACACCUCCGUCCCCCGAUCCGUCUCCAUCACGCAAAGCGUGACCCAGACUCGCAAUAUCAGGGCCGGUCUCAAGAGACGCGGUUCGUCCCCAGGAAGCUCCCCUGGGCGCCUGACCAAGCCCGCCGUCAUAUCAUCCCAGGCAUCCCAGGACUUCCUGCGAGCGGGCGGCGCGACCAAGACGAUGCGUCUGAUGAACACGUUUCUCGAUGUGCUGCGCAUGUUCACGUCCCACAAAUUCAUCUGCUUCGUGCUGGACGACCUUCAUUUUGCCGACGACGAGUCGAUGGAGCUGAUUACUCAGAUCAUUGGGGCGCGGAUGAAGAUGGUUGUCAUCAUCACCUACCGGCCAGAGGAGCUGUCCCCCGAGCGGGUCCAGUCUAUCAUUCAAGCCCCCGAAUCCGAAGGUGAGCAAGCCCGCUGCCCUUCGAAGACGGCGCUGCGUGCUAACGAAACGGCAGAAUUCCCGCGAUCGGGCGGCCCAGUCGUCACCCGCAUCAAGCUGUCCCCUCUAGGCGAGGACGACAUCAUCCAAUAUGUGGCGACGACGCUGUGCAGACCCAAGGAGGAGGUUCUCCCUCUGGCGCUCGUCAUACAGUCAAAAACAGCAGGCAACCCAUUCUACAUGCGCGAAAUGCUCAGUGCGUGCUAUAGGAAAAAGUGCAUCUGGUACGACUACAGGGACAGCAACUGGCACUUUGACCUCGACAGACUGUUUGAGCACUUCAAGGGCGCGAGCGACUACGACAUACUCGACACCGGCUUCAUCACCCGCAGGUUGAACGAGCUGCCGCCCGCGUCCAGGGCAAUACUCGCCUGGGCUGCCCUGUUGGGGUCCUCCUUUUCUUUCGAGCUCAUCUCCCGGCUCAUGAGCGGCGAGUUCCAGUACGAUGACGAAGACGAGAACGAAACCAUGUGUCGAGGGGCGGGCAACGAACAAUACCAUGCGCGGUAUUCCCAGCAGGAGGCGAUUGACGGGCUGCAAGCGGCCGUGCAGGCCUACAUCAUCGUCCCCAGCGAGACGGACGACAGGUUCCGUUUUGCCCACGACAGAUUUAUACAGGCAUCGGCGGCGUUGAAGGAGUGCAACGCUCGCAAGAUGCACUUUGUCAUUGCCCAGACUCUGUUGAAGUAUUAUUCGGCAGACCCUAGGGCCAAGGACAACACGGCCUCGCACAUCUGCGAGUCUGUCGACAUUAUCAAGAAGCGCGUCCCCAGGCGUCAGUCGUACCGCAAACUGCUCUUCGAGUCCGCGCAGGCGGCCGUCGAGAACUGUGCUCGUCCAACUGCCUCCAAACUAUAUAGCACAGCGGUUGCACUCCUCCAGCCCGACCCCUGGGACGACGAGCUUGAGGACGUCUCCUAUGACGAGACCAUGCAGCUGCAUUUGCGAGCUGCCGAAUGCUACCUCUACAUGGGCAACCAUGUGGCAGCCAACGCCCUGCUAGAGAACGUCUUCCAGUGUGCCCGCACACCUCUCGACAAGGCGCCUGCCUACGUUCUGCAGUCUAGAACCCUCGCGCAGAGCGGCAACGCCAAGGGAGCUCUCGCCUCCCUCAAGGAGUGCCUGCAUGCACUGGACGUGGAAUUCGACGAUAACCCGACGUUCGAGAAGUGCGACGACCAGUUCGAGAAGAUGUCUGUGAGGAUACAAAGCAUGGACAAGAACGAGCUCAUGAACCCGCCACAGUCACAAGAUCCCGGCCUGCCGUCAGUCGGCGCAGUACUUGCCGAGACGGUCAGCGCCGCGUGGUGGAGCGACUAUCUACGCUUCUACCACCUCUCUCUCGUCAUGCUCGACCUGCAUCUCACUCGCGGCGCCUUCCCGCAGUCGGGAAUGGCGUUCCUCCACCUCGGUCUGAUUGCCCUGGCCCGGUUCAACAUGGUUAGCUUCGCCGUCGAGGUGGGCAAUGUCUGCAUCGAGCUGCUUGACCGGUACCGCGAUCCCUUCUCCAUGGCCAGGGGCUACAUGCUGUACGCCAACUUUAUCGGGCACGUCCAGAUCCCUGUGGCCGUGGCGCUGAGCCAUCUGGAGGGCUCGGUCGACUACGCAGCAGCAGCCGGCGAUAGGAUUUCCUCGAUCCUGAGCUUUGGACUGGCGGCGCAGCUGAAGUUUUUUGCCAGCGAGAACUGCUCCGACUUGGAAGCCUUCUGCCGGUACGGCUGCGAAGAGAUACCCAACUGGCAGCAAGACACGCGGGGGGGCACCCUUCUCAUCUCGAUCCGACAGGCGUGCCGUGCCCUGCAGGGGAAGACGCGCACCACCGAGUCACUCGAGGUCAUGACCGACGAGCAGCACAGCUCGGUUAAUUACAAGUCGUGGCUGAGGGCCAACACGCAGAACGGCAACCGAUCGGUUCUCUGGUACGAGAGCAUCGAGAUUGUGCCCCUGUUCAUCUAUGGGCACUACGACCGCGCCAUCGAGAUUGGCCAGGCGUGCUACGAAGCUAUCCAAAACCUGUGGUCCGCCCGCAACAGCAGGCUGGUCAUGUUUUUCUACGGCCUUGCACUCGCGGGGAGCAUGGUCCGCAAGCUCAACGACCCCAGGCUAGACCCCGGCAGUCUGACCGACGAAACGGAGGACACUCUGCACAUGCUCCGCGAGCUGACCAAGAGGAUCAAAGAGUGGGAGGUCUACACAGAGGUUAACUACAUGUCGUGGUCCAGGAUCCUCGAGGCGCAAACGGCGGAAUUGACGGGCGAUUAUGGCUGCGCCGUCAAGCUCUACGAAGAGGCUCUUGAUAACGCUGAGGAGCACAACUACCUGUUCGAGGCGGCGCUGGGCAAUACGCUGAUGGCGGGCACGCUCGUCAGACGCAAGGCCCGAAGGUUGGCUCGCUCUGCGCUCAGGGAUGCCAUUGCGUUCUACCGCCAGUUCGGGGCCGUCGCCGUCGCCGACCGUCUCGAGGAGGAGCACGCUGUCCUGCUUCACAGUCCGGCACGAAAUCCCAGGACGACGGACGCCGCCGUGCAGACCGACUUCGCCGGCGACAGCGGCACGGUCGACUACCGCGCCGUCGAGGGCGAGGAAGGCCCAGAUGGGCUCCAGCAGCCCAACCACACCGCCAUCGCCGACAUUAAGGGCGAGCGGAUCGGUGCGUGGCGCGGCUCAAUGCACGAGCACAACGAACCCGGAGUAGGUCUGCCUGCACUCGAUAUGAUCGAUUUGCACGCGAUCCUGCUCUCGUCUCAGGUCAUCUCUGGCGUCCUCCGGGUCGACGAGUUGCUCAAGACCAUGUGCGACGUCAUCCUUCAAACCUGCGGCGGCUCAGCUACGCUCGCCGCCAUCGUCGUCCAAGACUCGGACGAGUCUGGCUGGAGCCUCGCCGCCAGCGGCGACCCGGAAAGGGGCGCGUCGGCGCACAUCCCAGGCCUGCCUCUGGCUGGCACCUCACUCGUCGCCGAAAACGUCAUACUCUAUUGCACCCGUUUCCGAGAAGCAGUCUUCAUCCCCGACAUCGUUAGCGAUGAGCGGUUCGGCAACGUGAGCGAGGCCUGGCUGCAGCGGAACGUCCUCAGCAAGGCCAUCAUCGCCAUCCCCAUCUGCCACGGGUCCAAGCCGCUCCUCGGUGUCUUGUACCUCGAGGGCGAGCCGGGCUCCUUCACCGACCGCAACGUCUCCGUCCUGCAGCUGCUGGUGAACCAGAUCGGCAUCAGUUACUCCAAUGCCCUGGCCAUGAAAGCCGUCGAAAAGGUCUCGGCAGAGAACGUGUCCAUGGUCGCCCUGCAGAAGCGUGCCUUGGCUAAGGCUCUCGAGGCAGAGACCAAGGCCAAACACGCCGAGGCCGAGGCCAAGCGCAACGUCAAGCUGGCCGAGGAGGCUGCCAAGGCCAAGUCCAUCUUCCUCGCCAACGUCUCCCACGAGCUGCGCACGCCUCUCAACGGCGUCAUAGGAAACUCGGAGCUGCUCAAGGACAGCGACCUGGACAAGGACCAGCAGGAGAUGGCGGACAAUAUCAAGGUGUCUGCGGAGCUGCUGCUGACCGUCAUCAACGACAUACUCGACUUUUCCAGAAUGGAGGCCGACAAGAUGAAACUCUACGUCAUCGCCUUCAACCCCGAAGAGAUGGUACGCGAGGUUGUGCGCGCGGUGUCGUACAGCAACCGGCAAAAGACAAAGCAGAAGAAUGUUAAGAUUAUACAAGAUAUCGACCUACCUCCCAUGCUCAUCUUUGGUGACCCCAUCAGACUUCACCAAGUCUUGGGCAACCUUAUUAGCAACAGUCUCAAGUUCACCGAGGAUGGAUCCAUCACCAUCGGCGCCCGCGUCGAGUCGGAAACCAACGACAAAGCCACCUUGUUGUUCAGGGUGCAGGAUACGGGCAUCGGCAUCCCGCAGCAGCAGCUGGUCAAGCUCUUCCAGCCGUUCAGCCAGGCAGACACCAGCACGGCUCGCAAGUACGGCGGCAGCGGUCUUGGUCUGAGCAUCUGCAAGUCUCUCAUUGAGACGAUGAUGAAGGGCAAGAUCCAGCUCGACAGCCAAGAAGGCGUCGGGACGACGGCAUGGUUCAAGGUUACGUUUGACAAGGCCAAGUCCGACGUGUCUGCCGGCGACGCGCAGCAGAUGAAGUCCCCGCCAGCCAUCGAGCGCUCCGCCUUCCUCGCCGAGCGCGACACGUCGCCGAACCCGUUCCUGGACCUCACCGCCAUCCCCAAGGACCAAAUCAGGAUCUGCAUCGCGGAAGACAACCCCAUUAACCAGAAGAUAGCCAUCCAGUACGCGCAGCGUCUGGGCUACACCACCGUCGACGCCUACGAGAACGGCCUGAAGGCUGUGGAGGGUCUACGGCAGAAGGCCAGGGAUGGUCGGCCGUACCACGUGGUCCUCAUGGACGUGCAGAUGCCUGUGCUCGACGGCUACGAGGCGACCAAGAUGAUCCGCAAAGACCCAAUAGACGUCGUGCGCAAGAUACUCGUCAUCGCCAUGACGGCAUCGGCCAUUCAGGGCGACCGCGAGAAGUGUCUGGCGGCGGGCAUGAACGACUACCUAGCAAAGCCGGUGCGCUCCGAGGUGCUGAAGAAGAAGCUGGACACCUACGUCAGCCCUCAGGUAUCCACCGCUCCGACUCCCGAUGCCGCACGCUCUGCUUCCACGUCGCCGACACAUAUCACCACCGACCUCAACGGGGCCGGGGCCAGCUUCCAUCUGCCCGUAAGGGAGAACCCGGCAUACAGCCGUCCGUCGGGCAGCAGCAACACGGUGCACAGCCGAGCGUCAAGCGACUCAAGAUCUGCUGUCGAUCUGGGCUUGGUAGCCGAGACACAGUCGCAGGCGCCGUCUCAGAAACGUUCGUCGCGCAAGCUCACCAAGACACGCACCAGCAACGAGUCGCUGCCGACCGAGAAGCCGAGGAUGGUGCUUACCAAGAAGGCGCCACAGCGCCAGGGGACGACCUCGUCGACGGAUGAGAACCUCAAACCGGAGGAUCCACCGUACCAAGCUGCAAACCGCAACAGCGUGAGCUCGCAAGGGUCAAGCAGCAGAGACAAGAUCUUCCCUGGUUAAGACGCUGGAGCCCGCGCCCCUUUCUAUUCAAAGGUCGGAACGUUUAAGUCUGAGUCUGGGGUAACACGACAGCUCGAUGAUGCGACCCAGGCAGAGAAGAAAAAAGUAAAAAGGAAAGAAGAGGGGGGAAAUCCUCCAUGCCAGCAGAAGCAGCUUCGGGCCGAAUGGAGGCGUAGUAGUUCGAGAGGGUGUAGCUUGUGCCAACAUAGACGGGCGAUUGUGAUUGGUCAACGGGGUGAAUACCGUGUUUACUGAAAGUCGGUUUGGGAGCAUGUUCUGUGUUGUCUCACUUGGGCAUGGCGCAGAAACUCGACACAGAGAAGAAGGGAGGGAAAUAGAGGGGCGUAGGGACAAGACGACCUCUAUACCCAGCAGGAAAAGGAAAGGCUUCCUGACACUUGAUGAUUUGUUUCACUAUUGCGAGGACCCUCGACUGGCUUUGUUCUGAAGGACGGAAACAACGGGAGUUGAACGGAAAGCAUCUGAACUGCCAGGCAAUUGUUUGGAAUCUUUGUUAGGAGUGUAGCAUCACAGUAGCCACAUAAGGCCUCUCCCGAUGGGAGUAAAGAAAGUGAAGCUGGUGAAAGGAAACAAGUUGCCUUUGUUCCGAUGUACGUACAUGUUACCUACCUACCUACUCAGUGAUCGACGGGUCAUCUCCCGUGCUUCGCAGUUGCCUGCCUGCCUCGUCGUGUCUUGCCAAGGGUCUGGAUAUAAAGCGAAUCAUGCAGCCUACGUCCGUACGCAGGAAAGGCCAGCAGGCCGGGGGGACUCUGUGACUGUCACACUCCUUUGGUAUCACCUCUCUGUUCCUCCCUCUCUAUCUCUCCCUCUCUCCCCCUCCAAAGCCCCCUCUAUCCAUCUCUCCCUUCCCGCGGUACAAUCAGUCCAGCCUGCUGCAGGUCGUGCUGUUGACGUGCAGGAGGUGUUUGAGACAGAGACCGAUACAUGUACUGACGAGAGACGGAGGCUAGAAUUGCAAAUCGUCUGCUCAAGUCGAGCUUACAACAGUUGCGCACGCGCACGCACACGCACACAUCUUCUGGAACACGCGCUUAGUCGGUUCCACAACCAACCGAUAUUAUGAAGGCUGAACCGUAUAUACACACAUCUCACGAGAGUACGAUUAUGGCCAACCAUUGUUUGGGUUUCGUCUCUCUCCUCCGAUGAGAAGUCGCAUGUUACCUCUGCUUGGAUCGAGUAAAAGGAUUCUUGUCUCGGGCAGGAAGCCCUCUUUCGAACAACUUUUUCUGGUCUCCUCGGUCAAAAAGCCCACCGUCUUGGCUCGGUCCCGGUCUUGCCUUCACAGGGAACUGCGUGAGAAAUGGGUCUUCGGGUAUGAGGCUUGGGGGAAGAGUGAAAAGAAUCGGUUCCCUGGCCGGGAUCGUGAGAUUGGGACAAUUACAACCGUGUCUGUCGGGCGGUGCGGUCUUCCUUUCCAUCAUUUUACUUACAUGACGGUGGGAGGCUGAGGGACCAGGACAACAUACCCAUGUGCAGCUGUCCGGCUUUAAUCCCAGGAACGCGUACGUGCGUACAUGUGAGUAAGACGGCAGCAGCUCGAUGUCCAGAAUGAGCGGGGUGAUGAGUGUGUUGCUGCCCUCAUCUUGGCAGUUCUCUAUCUCUUGCACAGCCCUUGAAAGGUACGAUGAAGGCCGGGGACAGAUUGGGAGGGCAAGGAGGGAGCCUUCACAAACAAGUCUGUCAAUCUUCCGGACCCCAUGUCCGGGCGGGACAGCGUCUCAUAGAAGAACACGAAGAAGGAAAAAGUGGAAAUCGUUUUUUUUCCCUCCCCCCUUCGAGUUCUGGAACCCAUUCCCACCUUGAUCUCGUGCGCGUCGUCGGAGCAGAUAUCCAUUGGUGCUAACUCCCCUGGCCGCAUCGAUCAGUACGCACCUAAGAAUAACUCACAGCACCAGGAACGGCCUGAUUAGGCUGCUCCGUGUCCGACGCAGCCCAGCCUGACAAGGAUUUCCCCCUCAUCGGAUGGAUCGCAAGAUUAGCCUUGUGAGGAUGCCACGGAGAAGGGGGCGGAGGGGCUAGCCAGCCAGAUACAGGUGGUUCAUGGUAGUUGAAAGGAAUCGCCCAUCGUCAUCAAGUUAAACAGGAAUGAGUCGCCAAAUGGCCUCAUAAUCAACGGCGAGGGCUAGAAGGGGGGCCCUUGCCCACCGGAACAAUUCCCACCGGGCGCGGGAUAUUACGAUAGGAAACCAGAGAUUGGAAAACCUUGGGAAAGGCAAGAGACCCCCGACUUACUCGUGGCAAGCGGACUGCGGCAGCGAAGCCGCCGCAACGUUGC
Messenger RNA from Colletotrichum destructivum, 10427 nucleotides. Its product is annotated as Putative protein kinase domain, signal transduction response regulator, receiver domain, GAF. NCBI's taxonomy places the organism in Eukaryota, Fungi, Ascomycota, Sordariomycetes, Glomerellales, Glomerellaceae. Gene Ontology annotation, cellular component: plasma membrane. Gene Ontology annotation, biological process: phosphorelay signal transduction system; protein autophosphorylation. Gene Ontology annotation, molecular function: ATP binding; phosphorelay sensor kinase activity; protein binding. The record is from RefSeq and is a predicted model, not a curated record. The transcript has 4 exons. Bases 545 to 8128 code for a protein of 2527 amino acids.